AUGUUGCUUAUUAAUGAAAAUAUAUGCAAUUACUCUUAUUCGGAUGAAGUUUCUGAAGUGUUAUUAUCAAAAUACGUCAUCGUUUCUUUUCAAAGAAGGAAAAACGAUUUUCCACCAAGAAAUGAAAUGUCAGAUAUGAAAAUGUUCUUGAAUAAUUCUGCAUUCAAAAACCAUAUUAAAGGUUCUCAAAAUGAAAUGACUGGAAUAAAUCUUAGUGAUCAGUUAGCGGAAGAAGAAGCCUUGUGUUUGCAGUAG
Clunio marinus is the source of this 255-nucleotide messenger RNA. Lineage: Eukaryota; Metazoa; Arthropoda; Insecta; Diptera; Chironomidae. The record is from the annotation of a GenBank genome assembly.